Messenger RNA from Otolemur garnettii (small-eared galago), 1635 nucleotides. RefSeq names its product tubulin tyrosine ligase like 2 (gene TTLL2). The record is from RefSeq and is a predicted model, not a curated record. Lineage: Eukaryota; Metazoa; Chordata; Mammalia; Primates; Galagidae. Gene Ontology annotation, molecular function: tubulin-glutamic acid ligase activity; tubulin binding. Gene Ontology annotation, biological process: microtubule cytoskeleton organization; protein polyglutamylation. Gene Ontology annotation, cellular component: cilium.
AUGGACUUCUCCUCCAGGAAAGGUGGCCUUGAGAAAAGAAAAUAUUUGGCAGAGGAAAAUGAACCGUCGGGCAUCUUGAAGCCGCUGGUGUUCCGUGUAGACGAGAACACCCCCACGGUGGUGCAGAGUGUCCUCCUGGAGCGCGGCUGGGACAGGUACGAUGAGCAGAAGCAGAGUGUGGAGGGCUGGAACCUGUACUGGAGGACGUCUGCGUUCCAAAUGGCUGAGCACAUCAACCUGAAGCCGUGGCAGAGGCUGAACCACCACCCAGGAACAACCAAGCUCACCAGGAAGGACAACCUGGCCAGACGCCUGAGGCACAUGAAGCGGCUGUACAGCACCCCCCUCUAUGAGUUCACCCCGCUCACCUUUGUCAUGCCCAGCGACUACACCAAGUUUGUGGCUGAGUACUUCAGGGAAAGGCAGGCGCUGGGCACCAAGAGUGGCUACUGGAUCUGCAAGCCUGCCGAGUUAUCCCGGGGCAGGGGGAUAAUCAUUUUCAGUGACAUGAAAGACUUCAUCUUUGACGAGACGAGUGUAGUGCAGAAAUACAUCUGCAACCCUCUGCUGGUUGGCAGAUACAAAUGUGAUCUUCGCAUCUAUGUCUGUGUCACUGGCUUUAGGCCUUUGACCAUAUAUGUUUAUCGGGAAGGGAUCGCACGGUUUGCCACAGAGAAGUUUGACCUCAGUAAUUUGCAGAAUUAUUACGCCCACUUGACCAACUGCAGCAUCAACAAAGGCGGGGCCUCCUACGAGAAGAUCAAGGAGGUGGUUGGCCACGGGUGCAAGUGGACCCUCAGCAGGUUCUUCUCCUACCUUCGCAGCUGGGAUGUGGACGACCUGCUCCUGUGGCGGAAAAUCCACUGCGUGGUCACCCUCACCGUUCUUGCCAUUGCGCCCUUGGUGCCUGUUGCCGCCAAUUGCUUCGAGCUCUUCGGGUUUGAUAUUUUGAUUGAUGACAACUUGAAACCAUGGCUCCUGGAAGUCAACUACAGCCCAGCUUUGUCCUUAGACUGUUCAACAGAUGUGUCUGUGAAGAGAAGACUUAUCCAUGAUGUGAUCGAGUUGGUCUACUUAAAUGGGCGAAGAACCGAGGGAAGAGAACACAGCAGCGUGCCACAGAUGACGUCCAGUGUCUCCCGUGGGAAGAGCAACAGAGGUGGACCCAACACCUGGUGCUCUCCUCCUCACAGGUCUCUCUCACGAUUCCCAGGGACACACAGCAACAGCAAUUCUGCCAUGGAGAAUCUGCCAGAGCUGUGUCCUGAGAAGGCCCAGGCCACUCACCUGGGGGACAUGCUGAGAGGGCAGGACCCACGUCCGCCCUCAGGAAAACUGCCCAAAGCCCCAUCCAGGCUGGGGAGCAGGCAGGUGCCUGGCAGGGCCUUCACGGCCUACACCUCCUUCACCCGGGCUCCCACCUGCCAGCCGAGGACCUCCCCCUGUGUCCUCUCAGACCAGGGCAAGGUGCCAGACUCCCAAGCAGGCAAUUUUGUUCUCAUUUUUCCUUUCAAUGAAGCUACUUUUGGAGCUUCCAGGAACGGAUUAAACGUCAAAAGGAUAAUCCAAGAGAUGCAGAAACUGAUGCGUGAGCAGCACUCCCAUGUGGCAAAGAGUCAGACCAAAAGAAAGUGA